GUCUUUAAAACUCCACAGCUGCUGCUUCUGGAUCAGUUCAGCCGACAUCAUGGUGUCACACAGAGACCUUCCUCUGGCCGCUGCCGUUUUUGUUUUUGCCCUUGUUUCACACAGUGAGGGCAUCAUCGGCGGCAGAGAGGCGGCUCCUCACUCUCGACCCUACAUGGCCUCCAUCCAAGUGCCAGAAGGAGAGAACAUGAAACAUGAGUGUGGAGGUUUUGUGGUGGCAGAUCAGUGGGUGAUGACUGCGGUGCACUGCAUGCCAACAGGGCCCAAUGGGAGGAAGGUGGUGCUGGGUGUCCACUCUCUGAGUGAAGCUGAGGACACGAAGCAGACCUUUGAUAUUCUGGAGCUUCACAAUCACCCCGACUUCAACGAGUUAAAUUAUGACAAUGACAUCGCUUUAAUUAAGCUGGAUCGUCCAUUUAACGCCUCUGAGGCUGUUAAAGCGGUGGAGUUCCUGCGGGCUGGGGGCACCAACCCCGGCACAGACGCAGAGGUCGAUACCGCAGGGUGGGGGUCCCUGGAUAACCUGGGCUCCAGACCAGACAAGCUGAAGGAGGUGGUCAUCGAGGUGGUCAGCUCAGCUCGCUGCAAACGCUCUGACUACUUUGGCAAGAAGUUCACCAGUAACAUGAUCUGUGCUCACAGAGUGUGUCCAGAGCCCUGCAACCAGCCACAUAAGAAGGAGGACAGCUGUGACGGCGACUCUGGAGGUCCUCUGCUCUAUAACGGCAUCGUAGUGGGCAUCACGUCCAACGGAGGAAAGAAGUGUGGCCAAAUUAAAAAGCCUGGGAUCUACACCAUCAUCUCGCACUACACUGAGUGGAUCGACAGCACCAUGGGCCUGCAGACCACCACACCAACCCAGAGCCGCUAGAUACAAAGCAGAUAUCACAGCCGUGUUUCCACCUCUGCCCUGCCUCUGCUCAGUCACUCAUUAUUCUACAUGUGGAUGAAGCUGAUGUGUUCAUAUGUUGUUCCUUUAUCAUUGUAACUAAAGCUGCAGACACAGAGCUCCUGUCACACACUGCACACAUCAAACAUCACUUUAUAAAGAAUCAAUAAAAUACAGCUGAUGACAUGUCUGCCUCCAGCUCUUCAGCAUCUUGUACAAAUAACAAAGAGAAAAUGAAUCCUUUACUAUUGUGUCAUGCAGACAGUUAUGCUCAGACACCAUGAAAUCAAACAGGCCAGGAUCAGGAAAGAAAAAGGAUCAAAGCAACAGAAGCUGCACCGGGGCCCAGUGAGGUGCAGGGGCCCAUAGAGACAGUACGGCCUCCAGCAACAUGUUGGGUGGAGAAUUGGCCCUUACGAGAGACUGUCACCUUGGAAAUACGUCUGUAUUCAUGCUGCCAUUUGCUAUAUAUGCCCUCGAAAAAGGCAAAAUUAUCGUCCAUCUUUUUUGUUUUGUAAAACAGUCAGCAGCAUCUACAACAACAUUAUAUGCUCAUAAACUAUAAAUAAACUAUUAAAGUUAUUACAUUGAA
This is a messenger RNA of Epinephelus lanceolatus (giant grouper), 1490 nucleotides long. It is a transcript of the gene cfd, whose product is annotated as complement factor D (adipsin). The record is from RefSeq and is a predicted model, not a curated record. Gene Ontology annotation, biological process: proteolysis. Gene Ontology annotation, molecular function: serine-type endopeptidase activity. Lineage: Eukaryota; Metazoa; Chordata; Actinopteri; Perciformes; Serranidae.